GGACCGUUUACAUUGCAGUACUUUAGCGUCCUAAAUGGGAGUGAGGCACUUUCACAGAGUUCACACGUUGUCAGCAUCACAGUGUAUGUGUGGGAUUUAAAGUGAUUUACAAAAUAUAGACGAGGAAAUAUGUCGGAGUUGACGAAGAAAACAGACGAGGAUGUAAUUGAGAAACCACUUCCCCCUAACUGGAUUUUACAGCAUCCAAUGUACCAACAUCUGAUGAACCUAGAUGUUGGAGACAGUGCUCAAGUCCAUGCAGCUUUCUUGGUGUACCUGGAUCUAGCUGAAGUGCGUCAGUGGAAGGAGGUGAGUGGAGUGGGGUGCUCUGAGCUGCGACUGGUGUUGCUGGAGGGAAGGGAGAAGGAAGGAGAGCCCACUCAGAUGGUGCUCCCACUACCUGUACACAGAGGCCUGAGCCACAGAAGUGUGCGGUCAGUGCUGGCCAGAGGCUCGCCCAUGCUCCUGUGUGUGGUGGCAUCUGACUCCAGCCUUGUCUACCAGAGGAUGUGUGAUGGCCUGCUGACCCCUGACCCCCCCGUGGGCAUCCAGGACCAGGGCCGCCGGCAACACCGCAAAAGACGCCAGCAACAUUGACCCGCAGCAGAACCACAGUGACCGUUGGCAGACCGCUAUGGUCUGGUAAUGAACUCUGCAGUGACCAGGAGAGAACCACAGACUGAAUGGCAGGCGGUUGUGGUCUCGUAAUGAUGAACCAAAGUGCCAGUGUUUUCCUUAAAUUUGGCAGGGCGUGCCUAGCUUCAUUGCUCCGUUUCUGAACUGUUUUUGAGACCCUGGGCAUAGCGACUUUCUUAAGGCUCAACAGCUAGCCUACAUAAAGUAUGACAGACCCUGAGAGACUGCGUCAAGAGAAAUUUGACAAAUAUUACAACGGCCAUAACUGCCUUUAAAAGGUGCCACAGUCUCUGUGGGCCAGAGGGUUCGUGUUAUAGCUUCUCGGACAAUUGACAGACAAUCAAUCAGACACUGGAUUGCAGUUGGACAUAAAAUUGCCAGAGGAUACAUAAGUUGUAUUGAAUUAAAUCUCCAUACAGUACAUCCAUGAAGCAAUACAUGCUUAUGUAGCAGACUGCCAUAUCCACAGACACCACUUGAACUGGUUAUAGUUACUGUAACACUGUUUUGUUUUGUGCCGACUCCAUACCCAUUUACUUUCAGUGCAGUUGUGAGUUUUAAACUGUAGAGGGCAUGAAAACUACCAUGGAUGCCUCAAUGAUAUUGCUAGACCAUCAUUUGACAUUGACAGAUAGACAACAGUAAACACAAUGAUGGGUGUGCCUGUGCAUUACGAGGUAUUAGUAACACCACAAGGACCAUAUGAGAAACCAUUUUGUUUGACAAAUGAUAUUACAGUGACCUGAAAACACGUUAUUUUACUAGAAAAACUCUUAAUUGAACAUUAAAAAACGAACAA
This is a messenger RNA of Oncorhynchus mykiss (rainbow trout), 1435 nucleotides long. RefSeq names its product TSEN15 tRNA splicing endonuclease subunit (gene tsen15). The record is from RefSeq and is a predicted model, not a curated record. Gene Ontology annotation, molecular function: nucleic acid binding. Lineage: Eukaryota; Metazoa; Chordata; Actinopteri; Salmoniformes; Salmonidae. Gene Ontology annotation, biological process: tRNA splicing, via endonucleolytic cleavage and ligation.